This is a messenger RNA of Closterium sp. Yama58-4, 1116 nucleotides long. Lineage: Eukaryota; Viridiplantae; Streptophyta; Zygnematophyceae; Desmidiales; Closteriaceae. The record is from the annotation of a GenBank genome assembly.
AUGCAUCCCAGUUCCGAGGAGGAGGAGGUGAAGAUACUCUGCUCCGUCGAAUUCACCACCACAAGCACCACUACCUCGUUGACAACUGCAGUUCCCGCCGCUGUUUCCGCCGCAGUUCCUGCCGCAAUAUUGGCCGUUAUCACCGCCAUGCUUACUUUCGCACGUGCAGUCGCUCGGCAGCGCAGCAGCAAAGGCGCAUGCCAUGAGACCGUCGCCGCCGCUGUGUCGCACAACGUUGCGACGCUCUUGUCAGUUCCCGCGCAGACGUCCUCCAAUGAGAUCAGCCCAAAUCACAUCUCUCAUGCCACGUCAUCUACAUCCGUAGGCGCAUCUCCUGCCACCGUAACGUCUCCUGAAACCGCGGCAGCAGAUCUGACGGUCUUGAUCAGUCCCAACGCGCGAUCCACGGUGCAGCGGCUUAUCAGCGGCCACGCAGCGGCUGUUGCUCCGCGAUCGGCGGCGGCGGAAGGCGGGCUGCUUUGGCAACAGCUGGCAACGGGUCCGCUGAGCCGCGGCGGGCUGGCGCAAAGCGUGCGCCACGCGCGGGUCACCGGGUCAGAGGUGAAAGUGGGCAGCGUCAUAGAGCGAAAAGGCAGAUACUUCCAGGUUGUGAAGACGCAGCACACACAGCAAGGCCGUGGCGGCGCCACCAUUCAGGUGGAGCUGCGGGACGUGCAGACGGGCCUCAAGAGCAACGAGAAGCUACGCACCUCCGAGCACAUUGACUUGGUGUUCUCGGAUGACAAGCCAUUUGUCUUCCUCUACGUGGACGAGGGCAACGCGUGCCUCAUGGAGAAGCAAACCUUUGAGCAGAUCUCGCUGCCCAUUUCAAUGUUUGGCGACGCGGCACCCUUGUUGCAAGACGGCAUGGAGGUGGUGGUGCAUCUGUUCAACGGCAAGGCCCUCUCCGCAUCGCUGCCGGCCAGAGUGUCCGAUGUUGUGGACGAGGCAGAGCCUUUCUUUAAGGGGCAGACUGCUGCUCCCUCGUACAAGAAGGUCAAGUUGAGAUCAGGGAUCACGGUUCAGGUGCCGUCGUUUGUGGUGGCAGGGGAUGAAAUCAUAGUGCAGACGUCAGACCUCACUUAUGUCACCCGGGUAAAAGGAGCAAAGGAAUAG